Musca domestica (house fly) is the source of this 1284-nucleotide messenger RNA. RefSeq names its product ADP-ribosylation factor-like protein 15. NCBI's taxonomy places the organism in Eukaryota, Metazoa, Arthropoda, Insecta, Diptera, Muscidae. The transcript is spliced from 4 exons. Gene Ontology annotation, molecular function: GTP binding; GTPase activity. The record is from RefSeq and is a predicted model, not a curated record. Gene Ontology annotation, biological process: non-motile cilium assembly; receptor localization to non-motile cilium. Gene Ontology annotation, cellular component: ciliary membrane; non-motile cilium. Bases 288 to 1241 code for a protein of 317 amino acids.
ACAUAAAGUGGUUGCAUAGCAACGUCAUAUGGCAUUUGCCCGCAAGUGGAUACUAACAACUGCACUAAACCUCAGGCAGGCAAUUGUUGUAGUAAACAAAGAAACACUAACAAAUGUUGUGGAAAUUCAUUUCUUGGAAAAACAAAAAUAUUUAUCAAAAAAGCGUAUAUUAUUUUGAAGUUAAAUUUUCCUACUUCUAAGAAUACCAUCACGGCGAAUUUGUGACUAUCAUUGGUAUUACACGGAACUAAUUAUCGGCAAUUGAAUGACAAUGAAAAUCUCAGCUAAUGGGUGUAAUUCUGUGUAAAUUUUGUUGUUGCCGUUGUUGUAAAUGCUGGGAUGGAAACAGUGUUGGCGUUCUUCCAGAGAAAAAACUCAAAUUCCUACUACUCGGCUUGGCUGGCAGUGGAAAAACCGAGAUAGGCCACUAUCUUAUGGAGAAGCAACGUCUAGACUACGAAUCAACAAAUGGAGCUCAUAACUAUUCGAUGAAGUGCGGGAAUGCUCAGUGUUCGAUAACGGAAAUUGGAGGCAAUGAUGACAUUCAGAAUAUUUGGCAUCAUUAUUAUGCAGGGACAAUGGCGAUAAUUUAUUGCUUCGACCUGUCUUCAACGUGGGAAAAUAUGAAGAAGUCAUUUAGUUUACUACACAAAACAUUGAAAAAUCCAUAUAUUAGUGGCAAACCUGUCCUGCUGGUGGCAACAAAAGCCGAUCAGGCCAAUGAAAGUAUACAACUGUAUGAUAUUGAGAACUCGUUUCGGUUGCAACGAAUGGCCAGCACAUGUGGGAGUGCUCUUCGGCUAUGUGUAUACGAUCCAGGGACUAGUGAUGUACCAAGAAAUAGCAACACAACCAUAAAAUCCGGUAUCAAUUGGUUAGUGAAAUACAUAUUGGAUAAUUACGAUCUGAUACAAAUGCGUUUGAGCUGUGAUAAAAAUAUGAAGGACUGGGAGGAACAUCGCAACAAACUGGUGACCGAAGGAAAACUAAAUUUUCGAGCCUAUCAAAGGUUUCCCAAAGCUUCCAAUCGUCAUAAAUUAUGGCGUUUAUCUCACAAACGCUUACGUCGUAGCUUAAUACGACCACGUACUGCUCCGCCAAAAUUAAGUUUUAUCUCCACAUCGAAAGAAAAUAAUUUAACUGUUCGGAAUACUUUUUCUUCCACGCAAAUCUCAUUAACUGACUCAAGUAAGGUGCCAAAUGGUGUACUGCCGCAUGAAGAUAACUCAACUGUAAUUUGACGAAAUUUUAAAUGUUUAAAUAAAUUGUUGUUCCUUUUGAAAA